CGUGUCGUUAGCAUCCAACAAGACCAGAACCAUCUACGACGACCUACGGUUACGUUCAUUGGAUCGCGUGUGCUAUUCGCAUAUUUUGUUUUAUUUUUUGGGACAUCUCAUUGGAUUUUGUUCACCCCGUUCUUCCUGCCUUUGUAAUUUACUAUUUGGAUACGACUUAAAUGAAUAUUCGUAAAUGUGGCAGGGAUCGCGUCGCGGCCCACGCUCCAAGCAUCAGUCAAAAUGUGCGAUGGACGAGGACAAUCAGGAUGGAGAGCAGUUCGAGUUAGUGGAUCGACGUCGCCUCCAUCAGACGGGGACGCCGCCUCCGUCCACAACCCAGAUACAUCACCAUCACCACCAUCUUCAGCAGCAAUUGCAACUGCAGCAGCAGCAACAGCAACAUCAAACACCUUGCAUCCAUUUCCCGCCGCCACCUAAACAUCCUCCGCCCCAUUCCGCGCAUCAGCAUCACUCUCAGCAUCAUCAACACCAUCAGCAUCAUCAUCAUCUUCAGCAGCAGACCCAUCAAAGGAUGGCCGAUGAUCAUAUGCUCAGCCUCCCCGGUCCUUCGACUGACUACUCUUACGCGUACUACGAACCCGGUCCUCCGACCCGACACCACAACGUACCCCACAGAUACCUAGGAGGGCCAGGAACUUCAAGAUCUUACCGCGAAGGUUCUUACAGAUCGGUUCCACCAGCUUGUCCUCUCGAAGUUUCUUCUAAAUCGCUUAGGAGUAAGCACACUUAUCUGACUCGUUACGGGACCGAGGAGAACAUCUACGAGGAAAUAAGUGAAGUCGCUCGGGCUCGUAUGCGCCCAAUCCAUCAGGAAUCGAUGAUUUCUUUGAACCAAAGCCUCGUCGAAGAGGAACAGAGGAGGGUCCAGCAUGGACACCGUCGCGUCCUCGGUGAGCUCAACCUCUCCGUGGAGGCGAUGCUCAUGCCUUCGAGUUCGCGCGAAGGCAGCGACGAUACCGAGACAGAGGUUGACGAUCAACUCGCAGAUCUGCUCACCGUCGGCCCCACAGACGAUCUCUUAUCCCCGGUACCAUUAGUGGACUUGGACAGUGGUUUCAGUGGUAGUUCUAGUGGUGCUAGUUACAGAAGUGCAGCAGGCAGUUUGCGACGUGGUCCAGAAAAAAACAGGAUUCAAACCCAGAAGGUGCAGCAGCCUCAGCCGGCGGAAACUCCGAGCAAGAGCUUCUGGAGCCGCAAAGCUUGGAGGAAACUAGGUUUCUCCAGCACCAGUCUCAACAAGAGCAAAGAAAAAGAUGAGCCACGAGUUCGUUCCGGCGUCUGGGAAGAACCGGCAUGUGAGAGAAGGAUGGUUCCUCCUUUGGUCCACACCAGAACUCUCCAACAUUCCGCAUCUCAGCGCAGCUCGGAGGACAGCUGGUGCUCAGGGUCUGACCCAGAUCUCUCCUCCGAUGAAGAGAGUGAACGCAGCGGCACAUCCAUUUCCCGAAGCAAUGGACAAAUUCGUAAUACUUUGAGCAAAGCUAGGACUUUCUGCGAUAAGCUGCGUGGCAGCGGAGGUUCUGGUGGAGGACCAAGGCUUUCUCUUGACAGCAAUAUACCUGGAGACACUUCGCCUCAAAAUGCCGCGAAUCAGGGUAGGUUGUCCAGAUGGUUCAGCAUGCGGCGCGGCUCGACCCAUCAGUACGAUAUCGAAACUACGGGUUCGGAAUCACCGACCCGCAAUCCAAGCAGCACCAGCAACAAGCAGAUGCCUCUUCUUCCAGAGGUGGAAGAAGAAUCCCAAUUCUUAAACUGCACUCCGCAGCAGAGACGUCUGAUGCCACCCACCCUGCCCACGGCUCCAUCAGAUUUGACACCGCAGCAGCUGAAACGAAGAAUGAUUGUCGCCGCUAUUAUCCACAGUGAAAAUUCCUACGUGGCCACAUUACACAGACUGGUCAAUGAUUACAAGAAACCUUUAGAGGAGAGCAGUCCGCCAAUAUUGAGCGCCUCGAAGAUCUCAACGCUCUUCCAUCGCCUGCCGGAGAUACUACAGUGCCAUACAUUAUUCCGAGUUGCUCUGGCAGAAAGUGUCCGUAACUGGGACCGCGACGAGAAGAUCGGGGAUGUCUUCUUCGCAUCGUUUUCCAAAUCCAUCGUCCUCGACAUUUACAGCGGUUUCAUCAACAACUUCUCCGUGGCCAUGGAUCUCGCCAAAAUGGAAGCCAAAAGAAAAUCUGCACUAGCCGAUUUCUUUAAGGUAAAGCAGAUAAGUUCUCACGACAGGCUAUCCUUUUUUGGGUUGAUGGUGAAACCGGUGCAGCGCUUCCCGCAAUUUAUCCUAUUCCUACAGGAUUUAUUAAAGCACACGCCGCAAGGACAUCACGAUCGUAUGAGUCUUCAGCUAGCUUUGACGCAGUUGGAAUCCUUGGCUGAGAUGUUGAACGAGAGGAAACGAGAAGCCGAGCAGUUCCAGGCUUUCAAAGAGAUGCUCCGACAUAUCAGCGGUAAAUUCUCCUCGAGGCCCUUGUGCGAUGGUAACAGGUACCUCCUGAGGGAAGACAACGUUACCCAAUUAGAAUUUAACCAGUGCGGAUUAAUAACGAAGGCGAAAAGUCGUCGUCUCCUGCUGCUGAACGAUCUGGUGGUAUGCGUUGCGGUUUCUCCGAGAUCGUCCGACGAUUUCGGUGUCAGCGAGAGAUUGAACUUGAAGUGGAUGUUCCCCGUCUCGGAUAUAGAAAUCCAAGAUACCAGUGCUUCUCCGACCUUAAGUCGGAUAUUGACGGCCGGAGCCAAUAAAAGUGGAAGUCUGAAAUCGAAUGCUUCGUUUGAGGGAACCCAACCCCAGGCAGACAAUAUAUGCACGGAGAUGGGAAAUCUGAUGCACGAUUACGAGGUGAUGUCUCGUAUUUCGGAUUUGGUCGGCACGCUCCGCGGCAACUACAAGGAGCUUAGCGUUGAGAACACCAAGAAGAUACUGCACCAGAUACAAAGUUCGAUACAGCACAAGGACGAAGAGAUGGCUUGGAUGGAUUCCUGCUGUUUGCAGCUGGUCGCCAAGUCCAAGGGUAAAGAAGAAGUGUUCACUUUCCAGACGGACAGUCCGAAUGUGAAGAAGGAGUGGAUAACAGAGCUGAGAUUAGCGCAGUUGGCUUUGGAUCCUAGCAACUCUCCGGCUUGGGAAGUGCCCGAGCAGGAGCAGAGGCCCAGUACCAAAAUGCCGCUGUUCGUCAAAUCUCAGCCAGUUUACAAAUCCCAGCAUGAAAGCGAAGUGCGCUGCGGAUGUUAUUACACGAUCAACGCUCCAAAAACGACGCGCAGACGUUACAAAACUCAGAACUAUCUGUGGGUCUGCACGACGGACGGAGCCAGUUCACAUAUAUCGGUGAUGGUCCAGCACCAACAACAGGCUGGAUCUCUUCGGGAAAUAAAUUUCUUCUCGUUGGUAGAAACGCAGGUGACUGCGAUGGAAUACGUGAAGGGUAUAUCUCAGCCCAGUUCCGCUUUGGCCGGAGAUUCGGUUUGGAUGGGAACGGGGAGCAGGAAAAUUCUGCUAUACGCUGCGGACGAACCGGAAAAGGAGCAGCAGAUCGGCAGCAGCAGUGUCCCUGAUGUCAUUGUGCAAAUCAAAUACCACUGCGACAAUGUCUUCGUCGCGCUUGGAAAUGGAAUGUUGCUGAUAUAUAGGAGGAAUCCGAUUGAUGGAACGUGGAUUUUGAAGGAUCCGCAAUUAAGAAGUUUGGGCUCCGAUCCGGUAUCAAGUUUGCUACCAAUAAAUAUGUGCAUGUACGCGGCUUGCGGCAAGAAAGUUUGCGUCCUGAAUGGAUUGACUGGGGAAGUGCAGAAGGACUUUAGCAUUCAGCACGAGCACGUGGGUAAUGUGAAUUUGAUGGCGCACAGCGGGAUAGGUUUGUGGAUUUCGUUGAAGAACUCCAGCACCAUCUGUUUGUACCACACGGAGACUUUCAAGCAUCUGCAGGAUAUAAAUAUCGCUUCGAAUGUUAUGAGGGUGACAACGAGCGGAUCAUCGUCGAACGAUUGCAUGAAUAACAACAGGUCUAAGGUCAACGUUACUGCUUUGUUGGCUUGCAAAGGUCUUCUGUGGGUGGGAACCAAUGUUGGUAUAAGCUUGACCAUUCCGUUGCCCAGAUUGGAGGGCGUACCAAUAAUCAGCGGUCGCGUGAACAUCUCGUAUCACGCGCAUUUCGGCCCCAUUUCGUUUCUUCUAGCUCUUCAACCAAAGAAUUAUGUAAAUUGCAAAAUAAAGGAAUUAGAAACGGAACAUGACGUCGAAAAACUGGAGAGGCCUAAAAUGGAGAAGCAGCUUUCGGACUCUUCGGUGAACAGCGUUACGGCGAAGUUGCGCCACCAUCUGACCAACAGUCCGGUGGUUAUCAGACGACGAAGAUCCAAAGAUAGCGAGUUAAGAUUAUCCAAGACAUUACCUAGAGGCUUAGGUAAUGGUGGAUCAAAGUUCUCCACUUCGACCACUUCUUCGCAAGGUUCCGGUGAUACUUGCGACGUUUACGGCCUCUACGGUGAACUGAUGUACGUUAAAGACUACGAAGUGGAUGAGCAUAUAACCGAUCCGGUUUACGAGAGUUUGAGGAGGAGCGACCCAGAGUUGGCAGCUAUACCAGCUAAAGUUAGCACUCUGGACAGAAGGCUGAAGAUGAAAGUGAGCAGACCCAGAUCGUUGGACUUAUCCAACUGGUCCGUAGACUCUAGGAGUUCAAGUCUGUACACUUCAUCUGGAAGCGAGGAGAGCAUGGCUAUUAGGAACUUAGGACGUAGCGUUUCGAGGAACAAUUCGAAUGCCAGUAGACAACUGAACGGAGUCGCAGAAGCCGUAGAAUCCGUUCAGGCUGUAACCAAUCUUAAAUGCACCAAUAACAAUACGAAGACGAUAGCUAGGAACAACCAUCAAGUGGACACUAGGAGGACGAUCAUCACUCUGAUGGGAGGAAAGGGUUACGUGAACUGGAGACAACCCUGCUGUCCAGCAGACAAAGGAAAGCAUCUCGCUACCAAUCCUCACGGGGCCAACAACAAUGACGCCCACAUCGUAAUUUGGGAAUUGAAGUUGUGAUUGAAUUUUGAUAAAUUAUGAACGGAUUCAAUGGAAAACAAAAAUACAAGAAAAAAAUAAAAUAAAAUUUCCAAUCUCUAAUUGUUAUGAAUGUUGUACACCAAAAAUUUGCAUUCAAAUUAUAAGCGUAUUUAUUUAUUUUUAAAAAUUUGAUCUAUAUAUUUUGUUUACUUGAGAAGAAGAAAAAAAAAAGAAAGAAAAAAUGAAUGAUUUAAAAAAAACUGUUGCAAAGAAUUUUAUGUAUGCGAGAUGAAUCAAAAUUUUGUUAUUUAUUAUAAAUGUUUCCUCCUUAUGCGUUAUAUUCUAAUUGUAAUUGCCAUCACGGAUUACUUUUGUUUUAAGUUUUUAAGAUGACUACACUGUGUAUAUUUUAUAUUGAUUAUUAUAUUAUUAUGAGACGAUGUCGAUGCGGUUCCUGCUCGAAGAUGUAGCAUGAAUCUAAAUGUUAUUUGUUCACUGUGUUUCUGAGUAUCCCAUUGAUCUUCACAAGAAACAAACAUAUGUAUAAAACUGAUUGUAUAGGAUUAUAUAUAAUAAAUAAAAAUAUUA
Nicrophorus vespilloides is the source of this 5590-nucleotide messenger RNA. RefSeq names its product rho guanine nucleotide exchange factor 10-like protein. Gene Ontology annotation, molecular function: guanyl-nucleotide exchange factor activity; protein binding. The record is from RefSeq and is a predicted model, not a curated record. Gene Ontology annotation, biological process: positive regulation of stress fiber assembly; actin cytoskeleton organization. The transcript is spliced from 10 exons. NCBI's taxonomy places the organism in Eukaryota, Metazoa, Arthropoda, Insecta, Coleoptera, Silphidae. The coding region runs from base 185 to 5041 and encodes 1618 amino acids.